Drosophila bipectinata is the source of this 2804-nucleotide messenger RNA. Its product is annotated as cilia- and flagella-associated protein 91-like. The record is from RefSeq and is a predicted model, not a curated record. Lineage: Eukaryota; Metazoa; Arthropoda; Insecta; Diptera; Drosophilidae.
ACAAACAAUUUAAAGCAAUAACUCACACUUAUAACUUACUCACUUACAUACAAAAAAUUCGUAUACAUAAACACCUUGCUAUUAAAAAUGGCUCCGGUAAAGGAGAAACAAUCGCGGAAAGAUCGGAUACUUCAGUUCCUCCAGGAACAUCGUGAGUUGACGCCCACUGGGUUGACUUCGCCAAGGAAGGAGGAUGACUCCAGGCAAAAGAAACGUGUCACAUUCACCCAGACGAAGAAACAGAGAUCCUCUGGCGGCAAAUCAUUACCUAAGGUCAAGGAAACGGAAAUUCAGAUUGGACUGGGUCUUACUUCAUGCCUGAUCACCAAGUCCUCGGAUACAAGAAUAUGCGGCGGCGCCAACAAUCCUGGGGAGCGCGAUGUUGGAAAACUUCCACGAACAGACAGCGAAUGUCGGUUCAAGUCCCCAGGAAUGAACUUUCUCAAGGAACGAAAUGAAAACUGUGCUUCCCAAGUUCUCAAGUUAGUUCCUCCAAAACCGAUUCGCAAGGAGCUGAAGAACAAAUGCGACUUCUUUCCAAAGUUCUACGACAACAGUCCUUUCAAGGAUCAGACCACACAAACGCUAUAUAGGGAGUCGUCUGCACAGACCUUGGCCUAUUUGCCGGAGAUAGAAAAGUCUGAGAAGAGUCAAAAACUUGAGCUUUUUUCCCUGUCCCAGUUGCUGCCGGGAGACAAGCCUCCAGGCCUUCACGAGGUGGAGAUCCUGGAGCGAUCGCGCCGUCGGUGGCUCUUCCGAGAUUCUCUGAAACAAAACUUUCAAAAACUCUUCAACGAGGCCAGGGAGUUGGAGAUUAAAACCAAGUACAAACCAAUCCUACAGGCCUUCGAAUGGGAGCAGUGGAUCGAGCGAGAGGAGUAUAUUCAGGAGUGCCAGAUGAUGCGGCUGGAGAUCGUGAUCAAAAUGUUUGACAAGCGGGAGAAGGAGAUGCACGCCUCGUCCAAUGUCCGUAUUGAGCAGGCCUGUGAGCGUAUAGAGAAGCGCCGUCAGGCGGGACUGCACAAGAACGAGAUCGAGUACCAGCGCGGGAUGAGGCGCAUAACCAUGCAACUGGCCAAGACCUCCCGAAAGUGGGAGAAGCAGGACACUCUAACCGCCCUGGGAUCUCCCUGCUCUGAGUUCUACGGACCUAUGAUACGGCAUGGGGUGGACCCGGCUCGCCGAAAUUUCGCCCCCACCACCGGACACAAGGCGUUCGACAUGAGGAUCGACGAUCUAGAGAAGAAGGUCAACAUGAAAAAUAUACAGUGUCCCUUCAGCAAGCUUAAGGAGUGGUCGAAGCCCAAGGAAUACGCCAGGGAGUAUGAAAAGAACUUCUGCAACGACGACCAUCUCCAAAAGCUUUACGAGUCCUUGAAGACCCUGAGAACCCAACAAGACUUGGUUAAGGAUGCGCCCCAGUGCCUCAAGACCCGAAUCCAUAGAGAUGCCGUAGAAUUCGACAGUAGUGAUGAUUCAUAUCCAAGCUUCAGUUUGCCUCCAAGCCAAUGGGACAGCAGAAAGUCCAGACAUACCCCGACACAGAUACAGAAGAAGAUACGAAGAGAGCCCGAGCCACCAAAGAAGCCCGAUGGAAAGUUUGGGAAUAUGAACCUGGAGGAGUUCGAAAACGUCAUCAAAACAUACGAAGGCAAUUACAUCGGUUGGAUUAUGCAGUUCCUGGAUGAUGAAAUGGACCGACUCAAGGAGCAGCGUAAGCUCCACCUCUUCUCCAUUGUGGCUCAGAAGGAACGCUGGCGCCGCGAAGCCCAGGAGGCUGGCGUCCGGCAGAAGGAGAACGACUUACGAAUGCUGUACGAGGAAUUGUUUCAGAAGUGCAACUGCAUCCACCAGGAGCUCUCUAAAGGGUACAUCGAAAACAUUUUGACGACGGAUGUGAAUAACAUCGUGGGGAACUUAGCUGAGCAGAAAAUUUCUGAAGAAGGCCGGAAAAUAGACGAAGAGUUGAACCGCUGGCUGGAGAGCUUCAAGCUUGUCCAAAAUCCGCUUACUUACGUUCCUUUGAGACUUAUGCUCCGCGACAUGGUAUCCCCGAACGUGGAUGCCACCCUCCAACACCAUGAAAAGAUUCUGAUCUCCCAGUAUAUAGUAGAGGACGUGAUUUUUAACAGAGUGUGGAAGGUGGUGGAGCCCUUCGACAUAGCCACCACCUUAAGCCGCGACCUCAUCGAUCGCCUCAUCGACAACGACCUUUACCUCUUCUCUACGGACAGCGAGAGCGAUACCGACCACAAGCCGUCUUGGUACGAGGCCCAUGCCAUUAUUCGGAAGGUGAUACGCCAGUCGGUACCCGGAAAGCGCUGGAAAGAAGAAAAUGAGCGGAUUAUUUACAGUAUAUACGACGAUAUGUUGGACAACAUCAUCGGUGAAUUGAUUCUAGAACAGGAGCCCGUCGCUGGGGUUCCCUGUGUCCAGAAUGACACAGUUGAGUCAAAGGUUGAAGAAAAGUUGCCUAUUAAACUUCCUCGAGAUCCCACCGGACCACUAAGAAAAAGCGUCGCGGGAUUUGAUCUCUUGGUUGGUCAUACUAAGGACACCUAUGAUAAAACCGAGCUUGAUAUUGUGGAUAGUGACCAGUUUUACGUUGAUAAACAUCUAUUAAGUGUUGUUGAUCUGAGAAAAGAGGGAAUAUCUGAAGAAAUGAGUUCGGGGUGUCAAAUUAAUUAACAAACAAAGGACAAAGUUGUCGCUUGGUAAAUCGUUAAAGGGUUUUGAAUUUUGCUAGCAAUAGUAUGUCUUGUAAUAAUGUCUUGUAUAAUAUGAAGCAAAAAAAAAUAAAACUA